AAUGGAGAUGUAUGAAACCCUUGGAAAAGUGGGAGAGGGAAGUUACGGCACAGUCAUGAAGUGUAAACAUAAGGUUACCGGGCAGAUAGUGGCCAUUAAGAUAUUUUAUGAGAAACCAGAAAAAUCUGUCAACAAAAUUGCAACGAGAGAAAUAAAGUUCCUAAAGCAAUUUCGUCAUGAAAACCUGGUCAAUCUGAUUGAAGUCUUUAGGCAGAAAAAGAAAAUUCAUUUGGUGUUUGAAUUUAUUGACCACACAAUACUAGAUGAAUUGCAACAUUAUUGUCAUGGAUUAGAGAGUAGAAGACUUAGAAAAUACCUCUUCCAGAUUCUUCGAGCAAUUGAUUAUCUUCACAAUAAUAAUAUCAUUCAUCGUGAUAUAAAACCUGAGAAUAUUUUAGUAUCCCAAUCAGGAAUUACUAAGCUCUGUGAUUUUGGUUUUGCACGAACACUAGCUCCUGGGGACAUUUAUACGGACUACGUGGCCACACGCUGGUAUAGAGCUCCAGAAUUAGUAUUAAAAGAUACCACUUAUGGAAAACCUGUGGACAUCUGGGCUGUGGGCUGUUUGAUCAUUGAGAUGGCCACUGGAAAUCCCUAUCUCCCUAGCAGCUCUGAUUUGGAUUUACUCCAUAAAAUUGUUUUAAAAGUAGGCAAUUUGACACCUCACUUGCAGAAUGUUUUUUCCAGGAGUCCCAUUUUUGCUGGGGUGGUCCUUCCUCAAGUUCAACACCCAAAAAAUGCAAGGAAAAAAUACCCAAAGUUAAAUGGAUUUUUGGCAGAUGUAGUUCAUGCUUGUUUGCAAAUUGAACCUGCUGAGAGGAUAUCUGCUAGUGAUCUUUUGCAGCAUGAAUAUUUCACUAGAGAUGGAUUUGUUGAAAAGUUCAUACCAGAACUGAAAGCUAAAUUACUGCAAGAAGCAAAGAUCAAUUCAUUCAUAAAGCCAAAAGAUAAUUCCAAAGAAAAUGAACUUAUAAAAGAUGAAAGAAAAAGAAUUUAUAGCAAUACUCUGCUAAAUAGUUCUGGGUUUGGAAAGGAAAUAGAAAAAGAUAAAAAAUCCAAGGAGAUAAAAGUCAGAGUUAUUAAAGUGAAAGGAGGAAAAGGAGAUAACCUGGAACCAAAAAAGUUAGAUUAUGAAGCCGGACAUUGUCAGCAAGAUGUAACUGAAAAUGUUCACACACCAUCUCAAGAUGCAAAACCUGUAAUCACUGAACCACCAAGACCUAUCAGUCCCAGCAUCAGUUCUAAUGGCAUGAAAGAAAAUCUACAUGCUGGAGGUUGUACGACAAUGCCGCCCAUUAACCUAACAAGCAAUAAUUUUAUGGCUGUAAAUACCAACUCAAAUCUUACUUAUUCCAAUACAAGGUUAACUGAAAAAACAAAAAGGAGACAUACUUUUUCACAGUCUAUUGGACAUGUUCUAUCUAAUGGCAGGCCAGAGGAUACAGGUCCCACUCAAAGUCAAAUGGAAAAGGGUGUAUUUGAUGAGAAAAUGGGCGAAAGUGACGAAAUGGCAAAUGGAAACAAAAGGAAGUUGAAUUUUUCCAGAUCUGACAAAAAAGAAUUCCAUUUCCCAGAACUUCCUGUCACAGUACAGUCGAAGGAGAUAAAAGGAAUGGAAGCUAAACAGAUUAAAGUAAUGAAGAGGGAGUUGAAGAAAACCGAUUCUUCUAAAAUACCAACUUUACUUAAUGUGGGUCAAAAUAAAGAAAAACAAGAGAAUACAGGAAAUGCACAAACUGAAAGGAAGAAGAACCUACCAGAUGUAGAGUAG
Molecule: messenger RNA, 1771 nt
Organism: Elephantulus edwardii (Cape elephant shrew)
Lineage: Eukaryota; Metazoa; Chordata; Mammalia; Macroscelidea; Macroscelididae
Gene: CDKL3
Product: cyclin-dependent kinase-like 3
Exons: 12
Coding region: 2-1771 (589 amino acids)
Biological process (GO): protein phosphorylation; negative regulation of axon extension; positive regulation of dendrite morphogenesis
Cellular component (GO): nucleus
Molecular function (GO): ATP binding; cyclin-dependent protein serine/threonine kinase activity
Source: RefSeq, a predicted model, not a curated record